GAACUCGUAUGUUCGGUUAAGACAUUUAUGUACCAACACUUGGGUAACCAGCACUAGCAUCCCCAUAGACACAGAGGAAGAGAGGCCGGUUAUGCUGAAGCCUUACCGAACUCCUGGUGUAUGCCAGGCACUGGGCCAGGUAGCAUGUGUGCGUGCGGUGGUAAUGCAGGAUGAACAGCAGACUAUGGCUAUGUCUUUUCGCAAUCUAUGGGCUUCAGGGUUUGUAACCAAAUUAUUGGAAGACCUCAUCUUCUUUGUCGCUGAUGUACUUAAUAAUGGACAAGAAGUUCUGGAUGUGGUUAUCACUAAGCCAAACCGAGAACGUCAAAAAUUAAUGAGGGAACAAAACAUAUUGGCACAGGUAUUUGGAAUUCUUAAAGCACCCUUUAAGGAGAAAACAGGAGAAGGCCCAAUGCUGAGACUUGAAGAUCUGGGGGACCAGAGAUAUGCUCCCUACAAGUACAUGCUGAGGUUAUGCUACCGCGUGCUGAGACAUUCGCAGCAGGACUACCGGAAAAACCAGGAAUAUAUUGCUAAGAAUUUCUGUGUCAUGCAGUCCCAGAUUGGCUAUGAUAUUUUGGCAGAAGAUACCAUCACAGCUUUGUUGCACAACAAUAGAAAACUACUAGAGAAACAUAUCACAGCAAAAGAAAUAGAAACAUUUGUCAGUUUACUCAGGAGAAAUCGUGAGCCAAGAUUCUUGGAUUAUUUAUCAGAUCUGUGUGUGUCUAAUACCACUGCUAUACCUGUAACUCAAGAACUCAUCUGUAAAUUUAUGUUGAGCCCAGGCAAUGCAGACAUUCUCAUUCAAACUAAACUGGUUUCAAUGCAAAUGGACAACCCCAUGGAGAGCUCCAUCCUUUCAGAUGACAUUGAUGACGAGGAAGUUUGGCUCUACUGGAUUGACAGCAACAAGGAACCUCAUGGUAAAGCUAUCAGGCACCUUGCUCAGGAAGCAAAAGAAGGCACCAAAGCUGAUUUAGAAGUUCUUACCUAUUACAGGUACCAGUUAAACCUCUUUGCAAGGAUGUGCUUGGAUCGCCAGUAUCUGGCCAUAAACCAGAUUUCGACACAGCUCUCUGUGGAUUUGAUCCUACGGUGUGUGUCGGACGAGAGCCUGCCAUUUGACCUCCGCGCAUCUUUUUGUCGCCUCAUGCUCCACAUGCAUGUUGACCGGGAUCCCCAGGAGUCCGUGGUGCCCGUUCGCUAUGCCAGGCUCUGGACAGAAAUCCCCACAAAGAUCACAAUUCAUGAAUAUGAUUCUAUAACAGACUCUUCCAGAAAUGAUAUGAAGAGGAAAUUUGCACUGACAAUGGAAUUUGUUGAAGAAUACUUGAAAGAAGUUGUAAAUCAGCCUUUUCCUUUUGGGGAUAAAGAAAAAAACAAACUGACAUUUGAGGUGGUCCACUUGGCUCGGAAUCUCAUAUACUUUGGAUUUUAUAGUUUCAGUGAGUUAUUAAGGCUCACAAGAACACUACUGGCUAUCCUAGAUAUUGUACAGGCCCCCAUGUCAUCAUAUUUUGAAAGAUUAAGCAAAUUUCAUGAUGGAGGGAACAAUGUCAUGAGAACCAUCCACGGGGUGGGAGAGAUGAUGACCCAGAUGGUGCUCAGUAGAGGCUCCAUCUUCCCCAUGAGCGUGCCUGAUGUCCAGCCCAGCAUCCACCCCAGCAAGCAAGGGAGCCCUGUUGACCAUGAGGACGUGACCGUGAUGGACACCAAGCUGAAGAUUAUUGAAAUCUUACAGUUUAUCCUGAGUGUCAGACUAGAUUAUCGGAUCUCAUAUAUGCUGUCAAUAUAUAAGAAGGAAUUUGGAGAGAACAACGAGAAUGCUGAAACAUCUACAAAUGGCUCUCCAGAUACAUUACUACCAUCAGCUAUUGUUCCUGAUAUAGAUGAAAUUGCAGCUCAGGCAGAAACUAUGUUUGCUGGAAGAAAAGAAAAAAAUCCAGUACAACUUGAUGAUGAAGGAGGCAGGACAUUUUUACGGGUCCUCAUUCAUCUGAUCAUGCACGACUACCCUCCUUUGCUGUCAGGAGCCCUGCAGCUUCUGUUCAAGCACUUCAGCCAGAGAGCGGAAGUUUUACAGGCAUUUAAACAGGUGCAAUUGCUGGUGUCCAAUCAAGAUGUAGACAACUACAAGCAAAUAAAGGCAGAUCUCGACCAGCUUCGACUAACUGUAGAGAAAUCCGAGUUAUGGGUUGAGAAGAGCAGCAGCUAUGAGAAUGAAGAAAUGGGUGAAAAUCAAGUAAAAGGUGGUGAAGAACCACUUGAGGAAUCAAACAUUUUAAGUCCAGUGCAGGAUGGAACAAAGAAACCCCAGAUUGACAGCAAUAAGAGCAAUAACUACCGGAUUGUAAAGGAGAUUUUGAUUAGGCUAAGUAAACUGUGUAUACAGAAUAAAAAGUGUCGGGUUCAACAUCAGCGAUUACUGAAAAAUAUGGGAGCUCAUUCGGUGGUGUUGGAUCUUCUGCAGAUACCCUAUGAAAAGAAUGAUGAAAAGAUGAAUGAAGUGAUGAACCUGGCCCAUACAUUCCUGCAGAAUUUCUGUCGGGGAAAUCCACAGAAUCAAGUCCUCCUUCAUAAACAUCUGAAUUUAUUUUUAACUCCUGGUCUCCUAGAAGCAGAAACCAUGCGGCACAUCUUCCUGAACAAUUACCAUCUGUGCAAUGAGAUUAGCGAGAGAGUCGUGCAGCAUUUUGUGCACUGCAUCGAGACACACGGCCGCCACGUGCAAUACCUGAGGUUUUUGCAAACAAUUGUCAAAGCAGAUGGUAAAUAUGUGAAGAAAUGCCAGGAUAUGGUCAUGACGGAGCUGAUAAAUGGGGGUGAAGAUGUGCUGAUAUUUUACAAUGAUAGAGCAUCGUUUCCCAUCCUCCUCCAUAUGAUGUGUUCAGAGAGAGACCGAGGGGAUGAGAGCGGCCCCUUAGCCUACCACAUCACCCUCGUGGAGUUGCUGGCAGCGUGUACAGAGGGGAAAAAUGUCUACACUGAAAUCAAGUGCAAUUCCUUGCUGCCCCUGGAUGACAUCGUGAGGGUGGUGACCCAUGAUGACUGCAUCCCUGAGGUUAAAAUUGCUUAUGUGAAUUUUGUUAAUCACUGUUACGUUGACACUGAAGUGGAAAUGAAAGAAAUUUACACGAGUAACCACAUUUGGAGAUUAUUUGAGAACUUCUUGGUGGAUAUGGCAAGGGUUUGCAACACAACCACCGAUAGGAAACACGCCGACCUUUUCCUGGAGAAGUGUGUUACUGAGUCAAUAAUGAAUAUUGUGAGCGGCUUCUUUAAUUCUCCAUUUUCAGACAACAGUACCAGCCUCCAGACACAUCAGCCAGUUUUUAUUCAGCUGCUGCAGUCUGCCUUCAGAAUUUACAAUUGCACCUGGCCAAACCCAGCCCAGAAAGCCUCGGUGGAGUCCUGUAUCAGAACUUUGGCUGAAGUGGCUAAGAAUCGUGGAAUUGCUAUUCCAGUGGAUUUGGACAGCCAAGUUAAUACUCUUUUUAUGAAGAGCCAUUCAAAUAUGGUGCAGAGAGCAGCCAUGGGUUGGCGACUGUCAGCUCGCUCUGGACCACGUUAUAAGGAAGCUCUUGGAGGGCCUGCUUGGGAUUAUAGAAAUAUUAUUGAAAAAUUGCAGGAUGUGGUGGCCUCCUUGGAGCAACAAUUCAGCCCGAUGAUGCAGGCUGAAUUCUCAGUGUUGGUUGAUGUGCUGUACAGUCCAGAACUUCUGUUCCCUGAGGGGACUGAUGCAAGAAUACGAUGUGGGGCUUUCAUGUCCAAGUUGAUUAAUCAUACAAAGAAACUAAUGGAGAAAGAAGAAAAACUGUGCAUUAAAAUUCUUCAGACUUUACGAGAAAUGCUAGAGAAGAAAGACAGCUUUGUGGAAGAGCAACAAACAUUUAUUAAAAGCCUGCUUCAUACAAAGUACAGUACCAAGUUCUGUACAAGACACCAGGAAGUAUCAAUUAUUUGCCCACAGGAAGUUGGUGCUCUAAUACAGGAUGCAUGCCAUGUGAGUACAUGUGAAAAAUUAAAGCUGCAGGGCAUGAUUGGAGGGGACACGGACUGCCAAGCCACCGAGGAGGCUGAGAAGGCGGCCUCUGCCAACGACAGCAUGGGAUUAUGUAACGCCUGCAGUGUCUGGCACUGUGCUCCACUGGAGACACAUCACGUGUUGUGCAAUGCUCUUGGCCCUGAAAUUCAAUUAGAUUGCUUUGAACGAUCCACGUGUAUUGCUACUCAUGAAUCCAAUGGGAUUGAUAUCAUCAUUGCUUUGAUUCUAAAUGACAUAAACCCUCUUGGUAAAUACCGAAUGGACCUGGUGCUCCAACUAAAGAACUUCUUGAGGAAUCAAAACAACAAAACAAAUUACAACCUUGUCUGUGAGACCCUUCAGUUUUUGGACUGCAUUUGUGGAAGUACAACAGGUGGCCUGGGCCUGUUGGGUCUCUACAUCAAUGAGAAGAACGUAGUGCUGGUCAACCAGACUCUGGAAAGCUUGACUGAGUAUUGCCAGGGCCCGUGCCAUGAAAAUCAGUAUUCUUUCUACCAACAAUUGCAUGAACAAAAAAAGUCAGAAAAAUUCUUCAAAGUUCUAUAUGACCGAAUGAAGGCUGCUCAGAAAGAGAUAAGAUCAACAGUGACAGUGAAUACUGUAGACCUGGGUAACAAAAAAAGGGAUGAUGACAAUGAAUUGAUGACAUCCGGUCCACGAAUAAGAGUGAGAGAUUCAUCAUUACAUUUAAAAGAGGGAAUGAAAGGGCAAUUAACAGAAGCGUCUUCAGCAACAUCCAAAGCAUACUGUGUAUACAGAAGAGAAAUGGAUCCAGAAGUCGACAUUAUGUGUACAGGAUCAGACGCAGGAAACGCCGAGGAAAAGUCUGCAGAGGAGGUAACGAUGAGCCCUGCAAUUGCCAUCAUGCAGCCGAUACUGAGAUUUCUUCAGUUGCUGUGUGAGAAUCACAACCGGGAAUUACAGGUGGAUGUGAUGAAGAAUGCCUAUAACCAAGGACUGGAAUGUGAUCAUGGGCACGAUGAGGGUGGAGAUGACGGUGUUUCNCCCGCUCUUUCUGGGUUUGCUUUGUUGGCCCGCCACAACAAAUUAUUACAGCAGAUGCUCAAACCAGGAUCAGAUCCAGAUGAUGGGGAUGAAGCCUUGAAGUAUUAUGCCAACCACACCGCACAGAUUGAGAUUGUUCGGCAUGAUAGGACCAUGGAGCAAAUCGUUUUUCCUGUCCCCAAUAUAUGUGAAUACCUUACGCGAGAGUCUAAGAGCCGCGUGUUCAAUACGACUGAAAGGGAUGAACAAGGAAGUAAGGUGAAUGACUUUUUCCAGCAAACAGAAGACCUCUACAAUGAAAUGAAGUGGCAGAAGAAAAUCAGGAGUAACCCUGCACUGUUCUGGUUCUCGAGGCACAUUUCUCUCUGGGGAAGCAUUUCCUUCAACUUGGCUGUGUUCAUCAAUUUAGCCGUUGCACUCUUCUACCCAUUUGGGGACGAUGGAGAUGAAGGUACACUUUCUCCAUUGUUCUCAGUUCUUCUUUGGAUAGCAGUCGCAAUCUGCACAUCUAUGCUGUUUUUCUUCUCCAAGCCUGUGGGCAUUCGGCCAUUUCUCGUGUCAGUAAUGCUCAGAUCAAUAUAUACAAUAGGUCUUGGGCCGACAUUAAUACUUCUUGGUGCAGCUAACCUUUGUAACAAAAUAGUAUUUCUGGUGAGUUUUGUCGGAAAUCGUGGCACAUUCACCCGAGGCUACCGAGCGGUCAUCCUGGAUAUGGCCUUUCUCUACCACGUAGCAUAUGUCCUGGUUUGCAUGCUGGGCCUUUUUGUGCAUGAAUUCUUCUAUAGCUUCCUGCUUUUUGAUUUGGUGUACAGAGAAGAGACUCUGCUCAAUGUCAUCAAAAGUGUCACACGGAAUGGCCGCUCCAUUAUUCUAACUGCUGUCCUCGCUCUCAUCCUUGUCUACCUGUUUUCCAUUAUUGGGUUCCUUUUUCUGAAGGAUGACUUCACGAUGGAAGUGGAUAGGCUGAAAAACAGAACUCCCAUUACAGGGAGUAAUGACGUUUCUCCUAUGAGUUUCCCUUCAGUGAUGGAAACAUGUGACAGGGACAACUGCUCCCACACGAUACCAGCUUCAAAUACAGCUGACCAAGAGUAUGAAGAUGGCAUUGAAAGGACGUGUGACACUCUCCUUAUGUGUAUUGUCACCGUCCUGAACCAGGGCCUCAGGAACGGAGGCGGAGUGGGAGACGUGCUGAGAAGGCCAUCCAAAAAUGAGCCUCUGUUUGCUGCCCGAGUGGUAUAUGACCUUCUUUUCUAUUUCAUUGUUAUCAUUAUCGUUCUUAACCUGAUUUUUGGUGUCAUCAUUGAUACUUUUGCUGAUCUCAGAAGUGAAAAACAGAAAAAAGAAGAAAUUCUAAAGACCACCUGCUUCAUCUGUGGACUUGAGAGGGACAAGUUUGAUAAUAAAACUGUUUCAUUUGAGGAGCACAUCAAGUCAGAACACAAUAUGUGGCAUUAUUUGUACUUCCUAGUCUUGGUGAAGGUUAAAGACCCAACUGAAUACACUGGACCUGAAAGUUAUGUGGCCCAAAUGAUUGUGGAGAAGAAUUUGGACUGGUUUCCUCGGAUGCGAGCCAUGUCCCUUGUUAGCAAUGAAGGUGACAGUGAGCAAAAUGAGAUUCGGAACCUCCAGGAGAAGUUGGAGUCGACCAUGAGUCUGGUCAAGCAGCUGUCGGGUCAGCUGGCAGAGCUCAAGGAGCAGAUGACAGAACAAAGGAAGAAUAAGCAGAGACUGGGCUUUCUCGGAUCAAACACACCCCAUGUGAACCAUCACAUGCCACCACACUGACACCAUGGGGGAAAGCCGUGACUAGCCUUUCAUCAGUGUCCUGCCUGAUCACUGAAUAAAGAACUGAGACAGAGGGGAGUGAACAGUGCCUAUUGUUGAAAAGUUAAAAACAGCCAAGUGCCAAGAUGUUGAGUGGUUUAACUCUGAGAACAAUUUAUAACUGUGUUUUCAUGGUUGAGAAGACCAAACUUAAAAUGCAGCCACUAGGAAGCACACAGCACGCAUUCUGAAUGCAGCGUGCGGCAGCUUGCUCAAACGGACGGAGAGGGCAGGGAGGGGCAGGGUGGAAAGAGGGGCAGUGCAGGGAGAGAACUACCUUUUGCUAAAUCGAUAAGAGUCAGUUUUGUCUUAAAUGCUGACUGCAACCUUUGUCAUGGUUGGCUGGAAUUUCUUUCUUUUAAUGAUGGCAUAUAGGUCAGUGAUACAGGAAGUCAUAGUUGGGUGGCUAAGUUUUACUAAAGAAAAUAACUGAAAGAUUAAAAAUGAAAGUGGCAAGGAAAAAUGUUAAUGCUUCCAAACCGUAGCUGUCACAGGGCAAUUUCCUGAUUUAUAACAUGCACCACAAUGGAUUUAGAGCUCUAGGAGCUAGUGCUGUGGAGCUUCUGCCCCUCACGCUGACGACAACACAACUGGCAUGUCAUUGCUUUCUCCCAGGUUCAGAGCAGUUCUGUCAAUAGAGAGCACAAAAGGAGAUUUUCAUAUAACUUGUUAGAAGCGUGUUUUAAGUUAUGUACAGGCUAAGAUUUUAAAAGGUUUGGGGAAGAAACAGCUAACAGUAAGCCCCAGGGACGAAGAGUGUUUUUGAGAACAUAUGUGUGCUAUUAAAAUAUAUUAAGAUUAAUAAAUGAAAAUGCUUAAAGAUGACAGGAAAUAUUGAGAAACCUACGAUGGUGGCAUUGCCUUUUAUAAAUAUGGAAUAAAAGCUAUUUGAUUCAUG
Hipposideros armiger (great roundleaf bat) is the source of this 7778-nucleotide messenger RNA. Its product is annotated as inositol 1,4,5-trisphosphate receptor type 2. Gene Ontology annotation, biological process: calcium ion transmembrane transport. Gene Ontology annotation, molecular function: inositol 1,4,5 trisphosphate binding; inositol 1,4,5-trisphosphate-gated calcium channel activity. Gene Ontology annotation, cellular component: membrane; endoplasmic reticulum. The record is from RefSeq and is a predicted model, not a curated record. The transcript has 45 exons. Lineage: Eukaryota; Metazoa; Chordata; Mammalia; Chiroptera; Hipposideridae. The annotation marks the transcript as partial.